UUGACAUCUAGGUAGUUUUCUUUGAGGUUUUUCAACUGCUGCUGUUUGCAUGUAGCUCGUGUUAUAACAAAAUUGCAACAUGACAGACCAGAAAAAGGUAUCAGUAUGUUCUGAAAGCAGUUACUCGAAGUCAUUGUUGACUGCUCGUAAAGCUCUUCAAGAUAGGAAGAGCGAGACGAAUUACGAUGAGUACCUGAUGGCUAUGAAGCGGGUACAUCACCGGUACUCCGCUAUGAACAUGAUACCAACUCAAAUAGAGACUCCGAGAGCGCGUCGAAGGAAGCAAAGUAUCCAGAAGCAAGCUAUCCUGGAUAGCAAAAGCAAUAUGAAUUCGAUGUCAGAGGCGGCUCGAAUGGGCAUCAUAGCGUCCAUGGUGCCAGACGAGAUCAUUUACAAGCAUUGUGAUUAUUCUGUAAGGAGCUACGACACUGCACUCAUGUUUUGUGAUAUUUCUGGUUUCACGGACCUUUGCGAAAAAUACACUACGUCUGGUCGCGGCGGACCGUCGAGGUUGACUAAAGUCUUGAACUCCUACAUCGGGGCAAUGGUCCAAGAGAUACUGACUCACCACGGAGACGUGCUCAAGUUCUCUGGAGACGCUUUCUUGUCCAUGUGGAAGAAAACAGCAAAGUUGUCUAUGCAAGAUGUGGUGCAUAGUGCAAUUGACUGCGGCCUCAUUAUUCAGAAGAAUUAUGGACAUUUUGCUACUGACGUUGGUGUUAUCCUGAAGGUAAAAGUGGCAAUAUCAGCCGGUCUUUCCCACUUCUCCAUAAUCGGGGACGAGCAUCUCCUCCAGUCCAGUUCAUCCAGCUUCGUGAUCAUCGGCCAACCCGUGUGGGACGUGAAGAUGGCGCAGUAUAUGUCCAAGUCUGGCGAUGUGCUGACUGCAGCCAGCGCCUGGAUGUAUGUCAAUGAAGCUGAGUAUUGGACGCAGCCUUGCGGUGAUGGAAGGCAUACUAAGGUCCUAGGAGUGGGAGCGUCAUGGAAAAGAGUCGAAAAACUCCAAGAACAUUUGGGAGAAAGAAGUUAUUCGGAUACAGUAGGAUUCCCAUCAAGCCAUCAGCAGGCCGAGACCAGAUUCUCAGGGACGACAGGAGACCCUUCAGCGGGUAUUAUCUUUAAGGAAUUUUCACGUAAACUUCCUCCAUAUCGAUUAUUUUCAGUUCGGCCAGCCGUGAUCGAAGCAGUGAGAAACUCGUGGUCCCCAGGGCUGCGACGUUUCAUGGCCACCCCUGUUCUUCGCGCAGUUGACAAUGAUGAGCCUAUGGACUUCCUGACAGAAGUCCGUCGCGUGGUCGUCGUGUUCCUCAAUAUUAUUACUAAGACUGUCACUCCGGAGUCACUGAUUGACCUUGUCGAUACAGUUUAUAAGGAUGUAUCAAGAGUGACAUCAGAACUGGGUGGGCUCGUGAACAAGGUAUCCAUGUUCGACAAAGACAUGAUGGUGCUGAUCGUCUUUGGGCUAAGAGGUCUGAGCCACGAGGAUGAAGCUCAGCACGCGCUGCUCUGUGCCUACGAGAUUAAAGAGAAAAUGGUUGAUGAGAAGAUUAUAAGCACUUCAAUUGGAGUUACUUCUGGGACAACAUAUUGCGGUGUGGUUGGUCACAUUUUGCGAAGAGAAUACACUGUCAUCGGACCAGCAGUCAAUAAGGCGGCAAGAUUGAUGAUGGCCUAUCAGGAUAAAGUUACUUGCGAUAAGGAGACAUUUCUUAGAAGCAAAAUUGAUCAAGAAUACUUCAAGCAGCUGGAACAUAGACCUUUGAAGGGUAUAGCUAAACCGGGACCCGUGUAUGAAUUCAAUCGUGCUGGGUGGCCGGAACACCCGCCAGGCAGCCGACACCCGAUCCUGGGCCGCAACGAUGAAAUGCGCAAAUACAAGACUUUCCUUCAGAAUGCGCUGGAACAACAGAAUAAAUCCUUCACUCGCUACCGUGACCAUAUUUACGGAAUAGCUUUUACUGGUCCAUCGCUCGUAGGCAAAACUCGUUUAGUGGAUGAAUGUCUGUACGUCACACCGGACUUCAUACGUAAAGAGAAAAUACUGCUUACGGAAAACGACAAGGUACCAUUUCGUCUAUUCCGGAUGAUUAUGGGCAAAUAUUUCAGAAGAGGCAGUUUACGGACCAUGAGAGAUAAUAAGGAGAACAAAAUAAGGCAGAGUAUAUUUGUGGAUAAACUAUCGCCGCUUCAGAUAUAUGCCAUCAACGUCAUAUUUGACUGCCAAUUCCAUUUGCCAGAAGAUUUCGUAUACGACGGUGAUAUAUUAUGUGAAUUCACUGUCAAGAGCGUCGUGCAGGAUUUGUGUAGAAAGGUUUUAAUGAACUUAUCGAUUGUUGCGAUAGAAGAAUGUCAAUUCAUGGACGAAGAGUCGUGGCGUCUCCUUCUAGUCCUAAUGGACACCAAGUUCAUAUUAUUCAUCUUGUCCAUCACAGAUCCGAGAAAUAUGUCUGCUAAUGCCAAGAAUUGCCUAGCUAACAACAUGAUACAAAAGGUUAAACUCGCUAGCAUCGACCGUACAUACCACGCGGCGCUGGCCUGUCAACUGCUAGACGUGCAGGCCAUACCAGCAGAUUUGGAGAAGGUGAUCGAGAGCGCCAGCGGUGGGUUGCCAGGUUGGAUCCAGAACUUCUUGAUAGCCUUAGUGCAGAGGGGUGCUUUGACUAUUGUCACCUUGUCACGCCACGAGGCACAGAAGAAACCAGGGACCGUGAUGCCCGCCAUUUCGUUGUUGCAUAAAGCCAUCGAAUUUGAAGACGAAGAAAUGCCACGGAAACAUAGUUUUCAGAGUAUCUACAGCAUGAUAAGCACUAGCAGGCAGGAAAAUCAUCUCGCCGAUGGAGACGGUGAAAUGAUUCAAGUGGCCGUGUUGGCAGACUCCUACACAUUCGAAGAUAUGAAAGUCGAUAUGGCUAUGGAUGCAAUUAUCCUGAAAACAUACGACUCAUUGACGCCGUUUGAGAAGAUGCUACUGAAAUGUGGUUCAGUACUCGGCGAUGUGUUCUCAAGACGAAUGUUGCUGAAUUUAUUGCAAAGCGACUGUCCUAGGAAAGUUGCUCAAGCUGUAGCAAAACUGUUCGUGAUCCGAGUACUGGAGUGCGAAGGUGGAGACUUCACUAAUGACACAUCGCUGGUGCUGGUUCACCCGGCGCCUGCACUACCGAAUCCCAAGCCUCCGUAUUGCGCGUGUUUGGGCACUAGACAGCCUCCAAAUUGCCGGGAUCUACCAAUGUACGCGUUCUGCGGGUACAUGAAGUUUCGUCACUCCCUCUUCAGAACGACCACUUACGAGAUGUUGACUGAGAGUCAGAAGCAUGAAAUGCACACCCGAGCCUUGCUAUACCUGGAGCGCUAUACGAGGCGAUGCAGCAGCUGCGGCGCUGGGUGCUUCUCGAAGCUUCUAGGACUGCGCUGUGAUGAUGGUCUCAUCGAAGAGACAGAGGAUCUAAAGCGAACGCGACUUCAGAUAAGUGCUCUGAGUGCUGAAGCCAGACUGGCUGGAGAAGACAAUGCUAACUUGUACUAUGCACACGAGCGUAAUACGGACUAUGCGAUCACCACUCCCACAGACUUAACCAGCUAUGAAUUAUUGGAAACUGAAGGCAACUUGAUGAGUCGUAUUAUUGAAAACCAGUCAAUGCAACCGUCAAAGCAGAUUUAUACGAAGCACAAGCGCGUUCGGUCUUUCUCCUCGUUGGAGCUGGAGAAUUGUGAAUGCCUGUCCAUCCUGUUGUGUGUCUACAGUCAGGUUAUUGACCAUUGUCGUGGAGCUGGGGAAUACCAGAAACUGUUCGAAGCGUAUAUGGAGUACACAGAUUUGUGUAUCACCAUAAACACAAAUAUACCACAGGCUGUGCGCUUGUUGUUUGAAGUUGAGACUUUCGUUCAGAACGAGAACUUCUUCCCCAAGAGCCUGAAUAAGAAGUGGGUACGAGAAUUUUACAUGGCAAGCGUAUGCUCCUUGCGAGGGAUCUGUAUGCUGGAGUCCGGAGACUAUGACGAAGCCAGAAACCAGCUCCUACAUGCUAUGAAACUGUAUCGCCAUCCUUUCCCUACUUCUAAGCACAUGGUAAAAAUGUGUAACAUGAAAGCAUCAUUCCAUCAAGUAAUGGCUCUUUAUGUGGCUCCAAACCUCUACAUUGAACGAGACAGUGGUAUCAUUGGUCACUUCUAUGAAGACAUCGCUGUAACUCUUUUCAGAUUGUACAGGCUGUUCACGGAAUCAAAAGAACCAGCGAAUGCAACUCUAGCAGCCAAAUGGUGUUUGCACUUCGCACUGCGAACCAACUCUAAUUUUCGGCUCCUGUGUGUCGCCUACGCAAGCAUGAUUGCAGAUUAUGGGCAAAAACAACAAUUUUCGAUGUGCCAAAAACUGGAGAAGAGAGCAAUGGAGGUGUGUCGUCGCAAACGCGGACAGUUGGAUGUCACCGAAGUGCCAGCAGUCUGCUAUCUGUACACCAGCAUAUUUCUCUUCUACGUGGACAACGGCAAAAAGAUAGAAAGUCUCGAGUUUGGGCUGUCAGUGAUGCACAUGCUAACCAGCCGGACUGAGAUGAACACGCGAGAGACCCUCGUGCUUUGUAUGCUGAAGCUACUGCUGAGUGACUUGAAGAUACACGACAUGGUCACCAUAAUGCGGGAGUUCUUCUACUUGACAGAUCAUUAUGACUUGUGUUCCGAAACUUGGUAUUAUUACUAUGCAAUAGUGAUCCUUCUAGAUACGGGUUACUGUGUGGAGUCGUACAAUACUUGUGAGAAGUUCUACAUGAAGAAAGGUGAUGCUCUAUUGAGGUCCAAAACGCCUGAAGCAGCUUGGAAUUUCUUCGUUUGCAUGUGGCUGGUAACAAUAAGAGUAGGUGCAUGGGAGCGAUCCAUUCUAUGGGAGGAGAAGAUCAAACAACUGCUAUCGAUGAAGUUAGGCAAGCAUGAGUUCAAUAUGAUGAUUUCCAUGAGACUGGUAGAAGGCCUUCUCAUUACUCUGGUUAGGGAGAUGGACAACAGAAAUAUAAAGAAGAUUAUGGUUUUAGAAAAAUACAUUAAGUCAUUGUUUCAAGAUAUGGAGAAAGUGUGUGUCAAAACUCCUAUUUAUCGUACAAGGUAUUGCCUAAUGUUCGCAUACUACAACUACAUAAGCGGCAGAAAGCAUCGGGCAUACAAUUACCUGAGCAAAGCUAAGGAACUUGCCAAGCUAUAUUCUCAUCUCGUUCUCAUUUACUGGGUUCAGCAUACACGCAAUCACUGGAAAGGCAUUCUGAACCCCAAGCUCAUAGAUUACUGGUCGGAGCACGUUGAGAUGAACAAUCUGUUGGACUACAGAGAUUUCGACUGUGAGACAGGCACUAUAGUCCCUUACACUUUGCCCAUACCAACGGACUUGGACAAAUAAGUUUGAGCUUUAUAUUUUUAACCUAAUGGUGCGGUUGUUAGGGUUCCGUAGCCAAAAUGGCAAAAACGGAACCCUUAUAGUUUCGUCAUGUCCGUCUGUCCGUCUGUCCGUCUGUCCGUCUGUCACAGCCGAUUUACUCGGAAACUAUAAGUACUACAGUGAUGAAAUUUGAUGGGAAUAUGUGUUGUAUGAACCGCUACAAAAAUAUGACACUAAAUAGUAAAAAAAAGAAUUGGGGGUGGGGCCCCCCAUACAUGUAACUGAGGGAUGAAAUUUUUUUUUUCGAUGUACAUACCCGUGUGGGGUAUCAAUGGAAAGGUCUUUUAAAAUGAUAUAAAGUUUUCUAAAAAACAUUUUUCUUAAAGUGAACGGUUUUUGAGAUAUCAGCUCUCAAAGUCGUAAAAAGUAUGUCCCCCUCUAUUUUUAUAACUACGGGGUAUAAAAUUCUAAAAAAAAUAGAGGUGAUGCAUGCUAAUUAACUCUUUCAACGAUUUUUGGUUUGAUCAAAGUAUCUCUUAUAGUUUUUGAGAUAGGUUGAUUUAACUGUAAUUUACGGAACCCUUCGUGCACGAGUCCGACUCGCACUUGGCCGGUUUUUUUUUAAGUUGGCUUCUUAUUUACAGAAAAAUACAAUAGGUACAUUUUAAGUUUAUUUUUUAUCUAAUUAAGUUAGAAUUUUUGUUGUUUCUGUUGUU
Messenger RNA from Helicoverpa armigera (cotton bollworm), 6078 nucleotides. Its product is annotated as adenylate cyclase type 10. Gene Ontology annotation, cellular component: cytoplasm. Gene Ontology annotation, biological process: cyclic nucleotide biosynthetic process; intracellular signal transduction. The transcript is spliced from 37 exons. Gene Ontology annotation, molecular function: adenylate cyclase activity. The coding region runs from base 80 to 5383 and encodes 1767 amino acids. The record is from RefSeq and is a predicted model, not a curated record. NCBI's taxonomy places the organism in Eukaryota, Metazoa, Arthropoda, Insecta, Lepidoptera, Noctuidae.